AUGAGUGUGCCUUUAGCAGUGGAAGGUAUGGACGCCUUGGCUCUUGCCCAGGAAGGUGAACGGUUAUGUCGGGAAAAUAAUAUGAAAGCAGGAAUCAAAUACUUGGAAAUGGCCAUAGAGAAGAAAAUUAAUUUAGGAGGACGCAGCUUGGAAGCUCUAUCUGCCAUUUAUUCACAAUUAGGAAAUGCAUAUUUUGUAUUGCGCAUAUUCGACAGAGCACUUGAAUAUCAUCGUCAUGAUUUAGAAACUGCCAAAUUACUUGGUGAUAGUUCUGGACUGGCAAAAGCCCAUGGAAAUUUAGCAAAUACUUAUAAAGCAGUUGGGGAUUUUGAUAGUGCGUAUGAACAUGCAGUUACACAUUUACGAUUAGCACAGGAAAUCAGUGAUAAAGAAUGUGAAGCUCGUGCCCUGUAUAACGUAGCAUCGGUGUAUCACUGUCGAGCAAAAACAAUAAUUCAUGCAUCAUUACCUCUUGAUCAAUCUGGUCUUCUUACAGCUGGUGAUAUGACUGCAACUUCUCAGCUUCAAGCUGCCAUCAAUUGUUAUUUACAGAAUUUGCAUAUUGUUGAGGGCAUGAAAGAUUUUGCUGCUUGCGGUAGAACAUACGGCAACAUUGGUAAUAGCUAUUAUAUGCUCGGUGAUUAUUCAACUGCUGUUUACUACCAUAAUAAACGACUGGAAAUUGCUCGACGAUUUGGUGACCGUGCAGCAAUGCGACGUGCUUAUACUAACUUAGGAAAUGCUCAUAUUUUUCUUUCAGAAACUACAAAAGCCUUAGAAUAUUAUCGUCUAGCUCUAUCAUUAGCAUCGGAAUUGCAUGAUGAAGUGAUAGAAGCCCAAUGUUGUUUUAAUGUUGGUAAUGGUGCAGCUAUUUGUGGUGAUUACAUAAUAGUUUUAUUCAAAAAUCGAGCAUGCAAAGAUCUGGUUUCAGCUACGGAAUAUCAUACUCGUUAUUUAAAACUCACUAGGAAAUUGAGAGAUCGUGGAGGAGAAUCUCGUGCAUGCGCAGCAUUGGCAGCAGAUUUUCGGAAGCAGAAUAAAGCCGAAAAAGCACUGUAUUUUUUUAUCUUACAAGGUCAUAUAUCAAUAGAGGUUAGUUUGUCUUUCAGAUCUUCAUUAUCCUAUCUUUAG
Messenger RNA from Thelazia callipaeda (thelaziosis nematode), 1131 nucleotides. Lineage: Eukaryota; Metazoa; Nematoda; Chromadorea; Rhabditida; Thelaziidae. The record is from the annotation of a GenBank genome assembly.